Molecule: messenger RNA, 1536 nt
Organism: Acanthosepion pharaonis
Lineage: Eukaryota; Metazoa; Mollusca; Cephalopoda; Sepiida; Sepiidae
Source: the annotation of a GenBank genome assembly
AUGCAUUCCUUAAACGUGUCUCUUGAAUAUAAAUUUUUUGUUUCAUUCUCAUUAUCAAUAUUUUUCUCUAUUUCUUCAAGUCUUUCUUCUUUCGUUCGUGCGUGUUUAUUUAUUUAUUUCUUCCCUCCCUCUCGUUCGUUCGUUUUCGUUUUUGCCUUUUUUUUCUUUCCCUUUCUUUCCCUUACUCCUUUCUCUCUCGUUCAUUCGUUUUUAAUUCCCCCCUACCCCUCGUUUCUUCGUUUGGCCCGCGUCCUCCCUUUUAGACCGCCUCGCUCGAACCAGGCCCGCGUCCCUCCUUUUUUAGACCGUCUCUCUCGAACCAGGCCCGCGUCCUCCCUUUUAGACCGUCUCUCUCGAACCAUGCCCGCGUCCUCCCUUUUAGACCGUCUCUCUCGAACCAGGCCCGCGUCCUCCCUUUUAGACCGCCUCGCUCGAACCAGGCCCACGUCUUUCUAUCUAAAAGUUAAGGACCCACUCCUGGAAGCUAAUGGGUCUCUCUCUCUCUCUCUCUCUCUACUGUGCCUGCAUCUCUCUCUCUCUCUCUCUACUGUGCCUGCAUCUCUCUCUCUCUCUCUCUCUACUGUGCCUGCAUCUCUCUCUCUCUCUCUCUCACUGUGCCUGCAUCUCUCUCUCUCUCUCUCUCCACUGUGCCUGCAUCUCUCUCUCUCCACUGUGCCUGCAUCUCUCUCUCUCUCCACUGUGCCUGCAUCUCUCUCUCUACUGUGCCUGCAUCUCUCUCUCUCUCUACUGUGCCUGCAUCUCUCUCUCUCUACUGUGCCUGCAUCUCUCUCUCUACUGUGCCUGCAUCUCUCUCUCUCUCUCUCUCUCUGUGCCUGCCUCUCUCUCUCUCUCUCUCUCUACUGUGCCUGCAUCUCUCUCUCUCUCUCUACUGUGCCUGCAUCUCUCUCUCUCUACUGUGUGCAUCUCUCUCUCUCUCUACUGUGCCUGCAUCUCUCUCUCUCUCUCUCUACUGUGCCUGCAUCUCUCUCUUUCUACUGUGCCUGCAUCUCUCUCUCUCUACUGUGCCUGCAUCUCUCUCUCUCUACUGUGCCUGCAUCUCUCUCUCUCUACUGUGCCUGCAUCUCUCUCUCUCUCUACUGUGCCUGCAUCUCUCUCUCUCUACUGUGCCUGCAUCUCUCUCUCUCUACUGUGCCUGCAUCUCUCUCUCUACUGUGCCUGCAUCUCUCUCUCUCUGUGCCUGCAUCUCUCUCUCUCUCUCUACUGUGCCUGCAUCUCUCUCUCUCUACUGUGCCUGCAUCUCUCUCUCUACUGUGCCUGCAUCUCUCUCUCUCUACUGUGCCUGCAUCUCUCUCUCUCUACUGUGCCUGCAUCUCUCUCUCUACUGUGCCUGCAUCUCUCUCUCUCUCUACUGUGCCUGCAUCUCUCUCUCUCUCUCUCUCUCUCAGAUUGUGCACGCGUCUCUCUCUCUCUCUCUUCCCACGUUCGCAUUUGCAUAACGUGCGCUUGUCCUCCCUUUUCUUUGUUUUUUCAGCUCGGAUAACUCGCUUCUUUUUUGUCUGCUUUGAGCUGGCGUAA